Molecule: messenger RNA, 1723 nt
Organism: Phragmites australis (common reed)
Lineage: Eukaryota; Viridiplantae; Streptophyta; Magnoliopsida; Poales; Poaceae
Product: QWRF motif-containing protein 7-like
Exons: 4
Coding region: 233-1336 (367 amino acids)
Biological process (GO): centrosome cycle; spindle assembly
Cellular component (GO): nuclear microtubule; cytoplasm; centrosome
Molecular function (GO): microtubule binding
Source: RefSeq, a predicted model, not a curated record
GAGUGACAUGGCCUCACAAGAACACUUCUUUCUCCAUGAUACAUCCAUUGCAACUCGAUCUCUUCCGAGUAUAAGCGCUUGUGCUACCUCUGUCCAGCCAAGUGCAUGCUUCUUCCUCUCCUCCAGUAUUUAGGCCGCUUGAACAAUGCACUGAUCCUAGCCAGAUAACUGAAGAUUAUAUUUAUUAAUUUAUUUUAAUUAUUAUAAAUCAGUCCAUAUUUAUAUAUCGUCCAUGGAGUCCUUCGGCGGCGGCGGCGGCCAGCGGCCGCGGACGUCGGCGUCCUCGCGACGCCCCUUUGCGUCGGUGGCCUCCCGCGCCGGCUCCGGCGCCUUCGUGUACGACGGCAUGCGCGCCACGCCGCUCUCCACGUCCACCGCCAACUUCACGCGCUCCCUCCGCAAGGCGGCCUCCUUCGUUCACAAGAAACCGCCCCCCAGCGGCGACGCCGCGGCACCGCGGCGCACACUGAGCUGCAAGGAGAACAGCAGUGCCGGCGCGGACGCCCUCCUGGCGUCGCCGCCCCGGUCGAUGCCCGAGCCUGGUGUCGCCGCGAGGGGCCCUUGGGAGCCGACGAGGCGGAGGCGGAGCACCGUGUCGGAGGACGCGGCGGGCGCCGGGAGGGGGCCGGCGGGCGCGCUGCGGGAGAUGAUGGUGGCGCGCCGGAAGGAGGAGCCGGAGAAGGAGGAGGCCGCGCACCGCGCGCGCGUGCUGACGGCGCGGCUGCUGCAGUGGCGGUUCGCCAACGCCCGCAUGGAGAAGGCCAUGGCCCGCGCCACCUCCGCCGCCGAGAACAAGCUGUUCUACACGUGGCUGCGCGUGGCGGAGCUGCGCAACAUCCAGGCGGCGAAGCGGAUCGUGGCGCAGCGGCGGCGGCAGAAGUUGAAGCUGGCCAGGCUACUGCGCCCGCAGCUCCCCCUUCUGGCCUCGUGGGAGUCCCUCGCGAAGCCGCACGCUGACGCCGCCGCCGACCUCGGCCGCGUCCUCUCCGCCGCCUGCACCAACCUCCCCUUAGCCGCCGGCGCACAGGCCGACCUGGAGUCAUUGCACGAAACCAUGUUCUCCUGCGUGGGCACCGUGAACGAGAUCGAAGCCAUUGCUGACAUGUUCUACGCCACGGCCGGUGCGACGUGCAGCGCGCUGGGCGAGCUUGCGCGGACGAUCCAGCAGGAGCAGGAGUGCCUCGAGGAAGCCACGCGGCUGGCAAGCAUCGUCACCGCUUUGCAGAUGCAGGAGGUGAGCCUCCGGGCGAAUUUGAUCCAGGCGAAGCAGAGGUUUGACCUGCGGCUGGGAGGAGUCGUCGUCCCAACGCUUGCAACUUCUGGUUGGUGUUUUUGAUUAUUAGACCAGACGAGACAAGGGCAGAGUACAACUACUCACACCCACUAUAAAUUAAGAAAUCGAUUAAGAUGCAGGACUUGUGUUCAUCGCGUGAAGGGAGAUCGACCGAUUCGACGUGCGCUUAGUGUGUUCGUGUCUGAAAUAAGUUAAGUGUAGCUGAUGAUCAAGAGAGGAGCACCGUUCUUGAGUACCCGGCCGGCUGGUUGUGCGCUAUUCUAUUACGCGUGAGGUGUUUAUUUUCCUUGAGGAAAAGACUUUGUGAUUUAUUUGUGUGCGGGCAUAUUUAUGAGUGUGAUUUGAGUUAUUCAUGGGUAUGUAUUUUCAAAUUUGUAAUGUCUCUGAGUUAUGCAAGGGCUGUACAUUUAUACAUUGCAGUUGGGACAA